UGUUUGGAAUUCUCCCGAAAGAUGGCCGCUUCCACCAGUCAACAAUUUUAUUCUUGACAAGGCCAAUGGCAGGCCGAGGCAGGGGUAGAGGAAGAAAUGUAUCCUUCAACGUAGAAGCUUUGGGAAUCAACAAGGGAGAAGUACUUUCAGGACCGGUUCUUCAACCGCCACCGCUCUUCCCGCCACAAGAAUUCAAACCAGUUCCACUGAAACAAAGUGAAGACUAUGAAUAUAUUUGUGCAUUGAAGAAAGAGUUCAUAGGUUUUAUGAAGAAGUCCCCUUAUUACAUACAAUCCAGGGAAAAAAGGAAAGAUAUUGAUAGAUAUUCAGAUAAAUAUCAAUCAGGACAAGACACAUUGGGACAAUGGAAUCCAGAUUGGAGAAUGUUUCCAGAUGAAUUGAAGCCUGCAGAGAAGAAAGUUCAUAAGUUUGGUAGCAGUAAAACUAUUAAACCAAACAUUACACCCUCUAAAAAGCUGAAGACAGUAGAAAAAGAAAUAACUAAAACUUUGGAGAAACUGGAGAAAAAAGAAGCUGCCAUGACAGAUAAAGAAAGAGAGGAAGAUGAGGAAGAGGAAGGAGCAAACCCAGAAAAGAAAAUAGAGGAGGAUCUAGAUGAUGCUGAUGAAGAUAUCGAGGAAGAAGAGGAAACAGAUUAUAUAUUGACCUACUUUGACAAUGGAGAAACAUAUGGUGAUGAUGAUGAUGAGGAUGAUGGGGAUGGCCCAAUAUAUUGAAUCAACACUUCCCUCCAAGGGAGAUUCAGAUAAACAGUGACGAGGAUGUGUAAAAAAAGAUGAGGAAACUUCAGAAAGUCAUUAACACCUCUGACAUUAACUGUACACAGGUUAAGAUCCACAAUUAGACUACAUCUCUGUGAACCGAAGAAAUGAUGAAAUAUGUAGAGUGAAAUGAAAAGCUCAUGUGUUGCAGUUGAUACAUUCAGAUAUAAAUAAAAACUCUAAUUGACAACAAAAAGGCUGUUUGUGAUUUUAAUUUAUUUAAAAUGUUUUCAGUCAUAUUAUAAAUGCACUGUAUAAAUUUGAGAAGAGGACUCUCAUUUGGGCCUCAUUCAUAAUAUAUGUACUGUAAACUUGAUACUUGAAUAUUUUUUACAAGUUGUUAUUUUCAUGAUUUUCAAUGCAAAAACUUUUCGUGUUUGGGUUGAAUUAGUGUAUUGAAUUUAAAGUGUACCCUCAUAUUGUUAAUUUGUACAUACCAUUUAUUUGGGGGAUAUUUUUACAUGUUCACAAAAAUCACCCUAGCACAAGAAUAUCACAAUUUACAGUA
Molecule: messenger RNA, 1290 nt
Organism: Mytilus californianus (California mussel)
Lineage: Eukaryota; Metazoa; Mollusca; Bivalvia; Mytilida; Mytilidae
Product: DNA-directed RNA polymerase III subunit RPC7-like
Exons: 5
Coding region: 66-737 (223 amino acids)
Biological process (GO): transcription by RNA polymerase III
Cellular component (GO): RNA polymerase III complex
Source: RefSeq, a predicted model, not a curated record